Molecule: messenger RNA, 4729 nt
Organism: Oncorhynchus tshawytscha (Chinook salmon)
Lineage: Eukaryota; Metazoa; Chordata; Actinopteri; Salmoniformes; Salmonidae
Gene: canx
Product: calnexin
Exons: 14
Coding region: 94-1902 (602 amino acids)
Biological process (GO): protein folding
Cellular component (GO): endoplasmic reticulum; endoplasmic reticulum membrane
Molecular function (GO): calcium ion binding
Source: RefSeq, a predicted model, not a curated record
UUGGAGAAGGUGUGGCUACUAAUCCAAAGUGCAUGCCCCAAAGUCACACGUGAUCCUACUGUAGUUCAAGGUGUCACAUCGAAGCAGGAGACUAUGGAGCUGAAGGUGAGGUAUGUUCUGCUGCUGGCCGUGGGCCUGUUGUCAACACUGCUACUGACCACGGUGACCGCCCACCAGGAGGAGGAGGAGGACGAGCCUAUCAUGGAGAUGGGGGGUGACAUGGAUGUGGAAGACGAGAUGGAGGAGCUUGACCAUGGGGAGGAGCUUCUGGAUGGGGAGGUGGAGGCAGACAUGCCCCCGGGACCACCACCAGUCCCUAAAGUGACCUACAAAGCUCCCGAGCCCACGGGGGAACACUUUUUCGCCGAGUCCUUUGACAUGGGGACCCUUGACAGCUGGGUCCUGUCAAAGGCCAAGAAGGAGGACAUUGAUGAGGAUAUCGCCAAGUAUGACGGUAAAUGGGAGGUGGAGGACAUGAAGGACGGCAAGCUGCCCGGCGACAAGGGCCUGGUCCUCAAGUCCCGUGCCAAACAUCACGCCAUCUCAGCCCAGCUCCUCAGGCCCUUCAUCUUCGACACCAAGCCCCUCAUCGUCCAGUAUGAGGUCAACUUCCAGCAAGGGAUCGACUGCGGCGGCGCCUACGUCAAACUGCUCUCCCAGACACCCGACCUUAACCUGGAUGAGUUUGUUGACAAGACUCCCUACACCAUCAUGUUUGGACCAGACAAGUGCGGCGAGGACUACAAGCUGCACUUCAUCUUCCGCCACAAGAACCCCAAGACUGGCGAGUACGAGGAGAAGCACGCCAAGAAGCCUGACUCAGACCUGCGCACCUACUACACCGACAAGAAGACCCACCUUUACACUCUGGUGGUGAACCCAGACAACAGCUUUGAGGUGCUGGUGGACCAGGCGGUGGUGAACAGUGGUAACCUGCUGACAGACAUGACCCCCCCCAUCAACCCGGCUGCCGAGAUCGAGGACCCCGACGACCACAAGCCAGAGGACUGGGAUGAGAGACCCAAGAUCCAGGACCCUGACGCAGUCAAACCCGAGGACUGGGAUGAGGAUGCACCGAAACAGAUCCCAGAUGAGGACGCAGUGAAGCCAGACGGCUGGCUGGAUGAUGAGUCCGAGUAUACCAGCGACCCCGACGCAGUCAAGCCCGAGGACUGGGAUGAGGAUAUGGAUGGUGAGUGGGAGGCCCCUCAGGUCCCUAACGCCCUCUGUGAAACCGCCCCCGGCUGUGGCGCCUGGCAACGGCCUAUGAUUGACAACCCCAGCUACAAGGGCAAGUGGAAGGCCCCCAUGAUCGACAAUCCCAACUACCAGGGUGUGUGGAAGCCCAGGAAGAUCGCCAACCCAGCCUUCUUCGAGGACCUCCAUCCCUUCAGAAUGACCCCCUUCAACGCCGUGGGCCUGGAGCUGUGGUCCAUGUCCAGCGACAUCUUCUUUGAUAACUUCUUCAUCACCAACGAGAGGCACACGGCCGAUCACUGGGCCAAUGAUGGUUGGGGCCUGAAGAAGGCUGCCGAGGGAGCCGCUGAGCCCGGUCUGGUGAACCAGAUGAUGACCGCAGCAGACGAGCGUCCCUGGUUGUGGGUGGUCUACGUGCUUACCGUGGCCGUGCCUCUAGUCCUGAUCAUCGUCUUCUGCUGCACUGGAAAGAAGACUGCUGCAGCUGCAGCCGACUACAAGAAGACAGACGAACCCCAGCCAGACGUGAAGGAGGAGGAAGUGGUGGAGAAGGCUGAAGCAGACCAAGUCAAGGAGGAGAAGAGCCAGCCAGCUGCAGCAGAGAAGAAUAGUGAUGCAGAAGACAGUCCUGCAGAGGAAGUAAAUGAGGAGGAAGAGGAGGAGGAGGAGGAAGAAGAGUUCACUGAAGAGGUACGGGGACAGUAAGGCAUGACUUGAAACAAGAAGAUGACCUCAGAAGGUCCCCCAGAAACAGGAAAUUGAGAAAGGACUGAUGUGGCUUUCACAACCCUGGAUCUCUGAUUUAAAACCAACAGCCCUGACCCAGGGUCACUCCCUAACCCCACCCACCCUUCCAGUCUCCCCCAUCUUUCCCCCCUGGGCCCUCCCUUUCCUCCCCCUCCCGGGGCGAUGAAGUGAACCCAACUAGACAACCAUCUCUCUUGUCAGGAUCAACAGAAAACAAUCAUGACUGCCUCACAAUAUGGAUGACGAUGAUUCCAGUAUGGUGGGGAUGAAGACUGAUGCGUUGUUAGUGUAGAAAGGGUUUUUAUUUAACAGUGAAGAAAGAAAUUAUUUUCCAAUACCAUUCUGUAACACUAACCUAGGAACCCCUUCUGUCUUAUCACUCAAACCUCCACCACCCUUUGCUCCCGCUAGUCAGCCCCCCAUCCAUCCAUCCCGCAGAUCUAGACAGUAUUUAUCAACCGACUUUUCUGGGCAACACUACAGCUUGUAGGUUUUAGCCAUUCUGCCUCUCGAUGUCUUCUUGCUUGGUCCAGUUUAACAGUCCCAUGCGUUUUGUAUGUGUCAUAGGGGUAGAUGGACGUAGCAUAAACGUUUCUGUUGAGGGUCGACAAAGGAAAAAAACAUGGCAUUUGGAUGUCUUAUUGUCUGGUUAUAACACUGCAGUUGUGUUUUUGGGGGGUUUCAAGAGACUAAUUUUCCCAUGAUGCAUGGGUCUCACGUUUCAUUCCAUGUGGCUUUCACCAUGUGUUUUUAAAGUGUUUUGGUUGUUGGAAGACCCCUCUGAAGUUGUUCUUACUACGGUGAAGCUGGGAGUGGUUGGGGGGAUCCAUUGCACAUGCUCAGUUCCCCGCAUAACUGGGGGGCAGGUAAAGUUUGAAGCAGAGGGAGGGAGAGCCAAGUAAGUGGGUUUCAGUAGGUUAGAAUACGUUGCCUUAGACAGUCCUAGAGAGCAAGGUUUUCUGAAAUUGUUUUUUUCUGUGAAUAUACUGUGACCUUUUUUAAUACUAUGUACAUGACUUAUUUUAUUUUUGAUUCCAUUAAUGUUUUAGUUUUUUCUCUGGUCCUGACAGAUAAUGUAAGGAUGUAGUGUACAUGUACAGUAACGUGUGCAGGAGAAAAGAAAAGCUGGUUCUUGGAAAGAUGACUGUUGGUUGCCGGCAGGCUUCUAGGGGAGAUGUCAAGGUUGUCAGACUGGUGGCCAGCUCGUGCAGCCUCCUCCCUCAUUGGUGGGAUGAAUCAGUCUCCCGACCUAGCUACUGGUAGAUGAAUAUGCACAUCCUAUGACUGCAUUUCCUGAGUCAAAAGCAGCAGCAGCAGCAGCAGAAUUGAACACAUCUUUCAGAAUGUAACUUUUUUUGAGUCUCAUGACAGUCUGACUCUUUUACAAGAGUCGUAAAGAGUACUCUCAGGUUGUCAAACAAGCUUCCCACCUCACUUCUUUCUCAUUGCAUGAUUCAUUGAUAUCUUAAACUUACCCCAUGCAACAUGAAAAAGGUGCUAAAGAGAAAACAUUGAGACUGCUCAAUAGCCGGUACCUAUCUGUGGACUACAGUCUUUAAGUUCCUUAUUUCUUACUUACGUUUUGGUGAACCUGCCGACUCUGUUUUUAGAACUUCCUAAAAAAGCAGGGAAAGCCAAAAACCGUUAGAGGUUUUCCCAAUGUAAAAAUAGUUGUCACUGUUCAAGGUAACAGAUGCACACGUAAACAUACACACACAUACCAGGUAAUUAGUUGUUGCUGUCUGUUUGCAUGGAUCCCAUUUAAAGUUUUGUGCUCUCAGAUUUCUUGGUGGUGUCAGUCAGUCGUGUUUGGAAUGCCACAAUUCUUCUGUGUGCCAUGGUGUCUCUGAGCGACCAAGGUGAAUGGGGAUUGGUUCUCCCGACAAACUAAGCUGCAUGUGAUUGGAUGAUGAGUGUAGUAGGUUGAUUCAUCUAUAUCUACUACAUUACAUGUUGGAGGGUGGGUGGGGGCGAAGAUGUAGAACUUGCUAUGAUGUUACUUACAAAACAGAAAUAAAAAGAUAUUUGACUAAGAGAUUGGAGCUGGGCAAUGUUUUUCCUGUAUUGGUCUCGUGGUUUUGUGGGGGGGGAGGAGAGAUUGUCAUCCCCCUGAAAUUGAGAUGGCAUGUACAGCUUCCGCCUCAAGAGGAAAUGGAGGUCUUUCUCUAGAAUUUCUCAUUUUAUUUUUUCUUAUUGUGGAAGAUGACCUGUGUCAUAGGGUAUGUGAGGUAGUUAGUUCCCACUGCACUGUGACCUAACUAGCCAUUUCUUUCUCUUAUUUUGUUUGUACUUUUGUUUUAAGAAAAUUAAAUGGUCAGAAAAUUAUCCUAUUUGAAAAUGUUAAGGAGAUGUGUUUCGUCUUCACUCUUUCUGGCUUCAAAAAAUAUUUUACUUUUAGGCAACAAGGUUUUAAUUGUGCUUUUCCCCUUUUGGUUCUGCCUAGAUACGACUCCUAGACUGAACAGUGCACUGUACUGUGUACCUUACGUACCUCUGACAGCUUUCCUGUGUGUAAACUCAGUCUGAUGGGUCACCGAAACGACUAGGUUUAACCUAACUUAAUCCUGUACACUAGAGAUUGAAGAAUUUAUACAUUUUGGUUCAGAUUUAAUCUCCCAUGGGUAAUGAAUGUUGAUUAGUGGAGGCUUUAAAAAAAAAUACUGAUCACGAAUAGCCAUUGUGUGAAUAGGGACUGCUCCUCUUACCCAUGUGUAUUGCAAAUGCAGUCAUCUAUGAACAGGGAUGCCAUUUGUUUUGAUGAAUAAAAAGGCCUAAUAGAAACGGA